UUUUACUUCAAUCUGCAUUGAUUGCAUUAUUGUAUGUUUUUUAUAUUUUAAUUAUUAUUCAAUAUACUACAUUCAUUAUGAUCGGUUGUCUCAUUUAAGAAGUCUCUAGGACCCCCAACAUUUCAUGGCGACCCUGCCUUAAGAGUCUGCCAAGGGGCAAAAUAAAGUUUUGUUGUUGUGUGAAGAAUCCAAAAUGUGUCGCUCUACAGUCGAGAAAGAAGAGGUUUUCCUAAACCAGAAUGCGGCAGGUGGAAACAAUGACGCCCUGCUAAAGGACAUCGGAGGACACUUGGAGCGAAUGAGCAUCAUUACCAUCAUCAUCCUCGUCGCAAUUUCUGUCUUGGUAAUAUACUUUCUUUUAAAAUACUACCGAAGCUGCCAUCGCCAUUGGAUAAAUGAAGAAAUCGGUCUAAGCGCCAUACAACGCAUAAGGGCAUCCGUGCGAGGACGGGUAAUGUCUGACGGAACAUCUGCUAACUGACCAGCCAACAUUUUAACAUCAACUAGUACCUAUUUAAUUCGGCAAUUAAUUGUGAAUAUCAGUGAUGAAAAUUAUAUGUUUUAGCAUAAAAACUUAAAAGACAUAAAACAGUGCACAAAGUCUCAGUGAAUAUGAUACCUAGCAAGUAAACUGCAACGUGUGAAAUAUUUCUGUGCCGUUUCGCAAUAAUUAUGGUUAUUUGAUUCUUUUGUUUUUAACAUGAAGUAAUUGACUAAUGUUUUGAUAAUUUUAAGUGAUGUUUAAUUUAGAUUAUGACUGAUGUUUUAAUAGAGAAAUAUGAGGCUCUGGUAGAUAUUAGAAAAUACUUAAUUAAGAAGGGACAGGCUAGAUAUAAGGGUACUGUUAUUAAGACAAAGUUAGAUGAAGCGAACUAUAUCUUUGAGGAAUGUACGAAAAUUUUGUUACUGUUAGAUAAGGGUAAAGAUAAGAAGUUAGUACCCGCGGCAUUAGAUAUUUUUCAGAAUAUUAAGAAUAUUUUUGAGGAAAUAAAUAGUUUGUGUAUUUUCCCAAAAAAUAAAUCUGUAAAAAUGGAAUUUGAUUUAAAAGUGGCUUGUAAUUUGCUUCCGGCAAUGGACGGUAUUGAGGCGACAACCAAACGUUUGAUAGACUCGUUGGAGAUGUAUGCGGAUAUGUUGGAUGAGAAAGGUAAGACCCUACUUGUAACAUUUGUUCUUAAAAGUAGAUUAUCAGAAAAUGCGAAAUUACGAAUUACAGGUAAUUAUAAGAGCAUUGAGGAGUUAAUUAAAGAUAUGAGAUGCCAUUUACUGACAAAAAAAUCGUUUAUGGCUAUACAGACAAAGCUACUACAUUUACAACAAGGUUCGACUUCUAUUGAAGAGUAUGGUACCGAAAUAGAAAGAUUGUUUACUGAACUCACUCUAUCACAAUCGGAAGGUAAUUCAGACACAGCUGGGAUUUUAAAACCUUUAAAUGAAAAGCUUGCCAUUAAACAAUUUUCAGAAGGACUACGCAGUUCAAAGUUGAGUACAAUCAUCUCCGCUCGCAACUAUAGCAGCCUAAAAGAUGCCAUCCAAGCUGCGAAAGAAGAAGAUACUACAUCCCAGUCACUGUCAGCCAGUGCAACAGCUACGGCGGCGGCGCGUAACUAGUUCGGCGCGGUGCGCCCGUGAUUGACGAGGUAGGCGUGAGGGAGAACGGUGCGGAUAAGGAACUAAGGAAUAGAGAUUAUGCUGCCAACCAAUAAUUGCGUUUCAAUAUUGCUAAAAAUGUGAAGUCACUAUGGCGGAACUCAGCCCCGGAUCUUUAAUUUUUUGGAGACGAGGCAAAAUCUGGAAAAUGCAUUGCAAAAAAUUUUUUUGCUGUGCCUUUAUUUUCUGCCGUUUCUGUGUUCCUUAGCUCUCUGUAUAAUUUAAAAUAUCUUAUCUAAGUUCAUUUUUUUAUCUAUGCU
Molecule: messenger RNA, 1910 nt
Organism: Manduca sexta (tobacco hornworm)
Lineage: Eukaryota; Metazoa; Arthropoda; Insecta; Lepidoptera; Sphingidae
Exons: 2
Coding region: 754-1611 (285 amino acids)
Source: RefSeq, a predicted model, not a curated record